Drosophila serrata is the source of this 1803-nucleotide messenger RNA. RefSeq names its product Promyelocytic leukemia zinc finger (gene Plzf). Gene Ontology annotation, molecular function: protein binding. Lineage: Eukaryota; Metazoa; Arthropoda; Insecta; Diptera; Drosophilidae. The record is from RefSeq and is a predicted model, not a curated record.
UUGAAACCCUAACAUUUAGUUAUUUUGUUUUGUUUGUUGUUUACAUUAUAAAUCAUUAAAAGACAUGUUGCACUCUCAAGCAAUACAUUCCCUGCCCACACUGCAUCAACCUCUGCACUCCAAGGUAUCAAAUUAUCUAAACAACCAGCGGAGAACGGGACAAUUCUGUGAUCUGCUCCUCGAGCUAGAUUCCGACGAUGCCCUGAGUUUAAGGGUCCACUUUUGUGUCUUAGCCGCCCAGAGUCAGUUGAUAAACACCAACCAGAAGCAACAACAGUUUUCCAUUCACAACCCUCUGAAGAUCACCAUCCGAAAUUUUAGCUGCACUCAAUGCCUGCAUACGAUUGUCGAUUUCUUCUACGAGGACAUUGUUUCCGUAUCCAAAGAGCACGAGCCACACUUCCGGGAACUGGCACAAAUACUUGCAGUCACCGAGCUGCUGAACCUCUACCAGAUGCAGCCUUUGGGAGAAGUGAACGAAGCUUCAGAGAUUAUAGUUCCCGGAGACAAUGAACUAAGCUUGGAGAAUCCGGUGAAGAAAUCCGAGGACGUGUUUGAGAAUCAGCAGAGCUACUUUAAGUUAAAGAACCCCAGAGCUGUGAAAUCUAGCAGUAAGGUGAACUAUUGCAUUGGCUGCGACUUCAAGUGCUACCCGGUACAGAAGAUGAUCGAGCAUAUGGGAAGCUGUGAGCCCUCGCACCUUACUUGCUCCCUAUGCGAGGUGGGAUUCCUUCACUGGCGAGAAUACGACCGACAUCUUCGCAGGCAUUCCGGAGAUUUGCGAAAGCCCUUCUUCUGCCUGCAGUGCGGGAUUCGGUUCACAACGCGGGCAGCGCUACUCGUCCAUCAGCCCAAGCACUCUACGGAAACGCCACACAUCUGUCCACACUGCGGAAAGGGCUUCAAGUGGAAGCAAGGCCUCAGCAAUCACAUACUGGUGCAUAAUCCAGAGAAGCAAAUGCUUUGCGACGUCUGUGGCUACAGCACCACCCACAUGAAGGCCCUCAAAUCCCACAAACUGCUCCACACAGGUGAGUUUUUCGCUUGCACUGUUCCAGGAUGUAAGCAUCGCGCCAAUCGCAAAGAGAACCUCAAGCUACACAUCGAGACGCACAAGCAGGGCCGGGAUUUUAUCUGCGAAAUCUGUGGUUGCAAGUUCAGCCAGAGUAAGAAUCUCAAGCGCCAUGCCUUAAAGCAUACGGAGAAUGGUCCGAAUCGUUACAAGUGUCAGCUAUGUGGAUUUAGUAGUCAUCGUUCCGAUAAAAUGAAGGAGCACGUUCAACGUGUGCACACGGAAAAGGCGGUGCAACUAGAACUUUCUGAGACGGUGGACAGCUCAUUUCCCGACGAUUUCGACCUGCCUAUUAUCGACACUGUGCCAUCACCCAAGAAAAAACAGUCCAAGGAAGUCGUCAAGUCGAAGCUUAAAAAGGAAACAAACCCCGAGAGGCGUUUGAAAAUAUUACUGCCAAAGGAGACUGUCGAAAAGGUGUAAUCAAAGCAGGAGGCUAAUGAUUAGCUUCAUUGUUAUCUGAUUACAGAAGGAAUUUAUGAAAAUAUUGAUAAUAUGAUACACAAAUAUUAAAUGAUCUCUGAUGCAUCAUCAAUUUAAUAGGGAAAAAAUUAUACCUGUGGGUAGCAGGAUGCAACGAAGCAAAAUGAUUUGAUUAUAAAUAUUUUUGAGUUAUUAAGGUGUUUAUAUUAAGAAUGAUUAACGCACCAUUUGUAUACUGUAAAUAUUUAUAGGAACUACUAAAAGCUAGUUUAUGUUUUGAAACAUUUAAGAAGUAAUUAAAUGGCUGC